Messenger RNA from Acaulospora colombiana, 540 nucleotides. The record is from the annotation of a GenBank genome assembly. Lineage: Eukaryota; Fungi; Glomeromycota; Glomeromycetes; Diversisporales; Acaulosporaceae.
UGCAUGAAAAUGAAAUUGUUCACCGAGCCCGACAAUCUCCUCCUAUCGAAAGAUGAUGUCCUAAAAAUUGUGGAUUUCGGUGUUUCCGAAAUAUUUAAAGGGGAUGACAAAAUAAAAAAAUCAGCAGGCAGUCCUGCUUUUAUGGCUCCGGAAUUAUGCAAAGCCCACCAUGGCGAAAUUUCCGGAAAAGCUGCCGACAUUUGGUCGAUGGGUGUGACCUUAUAUUGUCUUGCCUUUGGGUGCCUACCAUUCGAGAAAGAUAAUAUUAUCGACUUGUACGAGUCGAUAAAGAAUGAUGAUAUCACAGUUCCAAAAAAUACGGAUCCCAGCCUAGCCGAUCUACUUCAUAAGGUUCUCGAAAAGGAUCCUUCGGAAAGAAUUGUGAUGAAAGAGCUUCGUGAGCAUCCGUGGGUAACCGAUCAUGGAAAUGAUCCACUGAUAUCCACAGAAGAGAAUUGUACCGAAAUGGUCACGGAAAUUACCGAAGACGAUUUGAGCUCGGCUAUUAAGCCUAUUAGCAUCAGAAGCAUUUUUACAGUG